GUUUGAACCUCUUCCAAACUAUUCAGAGUCACGCCUCUAUUGUGCAACGACGUAGCAGUACUCGAUCCAAAAAUGCCGCCAAAAAAACGAGCACGCGUUAGCCAGGCGUCGACGCCGCAGCCAAAACCGUUGAUGGAAGCGUCGUCGCCGGAAUCGCAGACGGAGAAGGCGAAUGUGCUUGCAGACCCAUGGACGGAUGACGAGGAGUCGCAACUAUUCAAAAGCGUGAUCAAAUACAAGCCAACAGGCAUAAAUAAACACUUCCAGAUGAUCCACAUUGCGCGCGAGAUGUCGUCGCACGGCUUCAAUGAACCACACACGCGUAUCCCGGGCAUAUGGGCGAAGCUAGAAUCAUUGUACGACCUGCAGAUUUUAGACGAGCGCGAGAAUCACCACAUGGGAAUUCUUGCCACCCCGUCGGACACGGAACAGUCUGAGCAAGAUGAGGACGAGGACGAAGACGAGGAGGAAAACUUCUGGAAGCGACGUGACUUUGACCUGCCAGAGGACGUCCGAGAUUUGGCAUUCGCAAGGCGUUUCAGCGGAGAAAAAUUGUCUUCCCCAGAGGCAAUCGAGGGUUUGAAUCGCACACGGAAUGUGCUACGUGACGACGAACUUCGGGAAAAGAGGGAAGAGUAUGACAAAGAGGACACGAAUAGUCUGCGAGGCAAGGGAAGGAAAGCAACGGCCGUAAGAGCCAUGAGAUCAAGAGGCGGAAGGUCUAUGAGAAGCACUCCUGCAGAGAUUGAAGAGAGUGAAGAAGGCAUCGAAGAAGAUGAGGUCAGUACGAUUGAUGAUUCCCCUCAGGGGAAGGGUUCGAAGAGACUAGCAUCGAGAAUGGGAUCGAUAAGAAGGUCACGACGGAGGUAAUCGACGUAAAGCCUUGAAAUACUCGGCAAGCAAGUCGAAAAUACGUCAGUAAACUUGCGACAAAUUUCUUAUUCGGUCGAGCUCCUCCAUCGUCUUGAGUGAUUCAUCACUCCACUGCUUAGCGUUCGCUAUCGCGGCUCUUGGAUCGUGCUUAAAUCGUAAAAGGAAGCCCUGGAUUGCGGAUAGGCUGAGCUUGUUUUCCGGCAAUUGGUCCGCGAACUCGCCUGCCAGCCUCACCAGCUCUUCUUUGGUGAUAGGAUGACUGUUUAUAACCUCGAAUUUGUCCUUCUCGACGGGGUUUCCAUCAUCUGAUCCUGGCUGCUGUCCAACAAGCGCGCGCAAACCAUGACCGACUGGCAAUGUAUCACUCAUCUCGGCUCCACGGUACAUGCUUUCAAACAUUUCAACAAUCUCGGGCCUCUGCGGCAAUGUGAAUUGGAUAUGCAAAUCGACUCGGCCGGGCCUGAUGAGAGCCUGAUCCAAUUCCUUCGGCUUAUUCGUCGUCAUUAUGAGAAUUCUUCCUUCACUGCUGGCAACGCCGUCGAUUGCGUUUAAAAGCCCGCUUAGACUGACACUUGCUGUUGGCUUUUUCCGCAGGCCGGAUUGCACUUUGUCCUCUGCGGAUUCAUCUCCGAUGACUUUUUUUAACUUGAGUUCAUCAGCACGCUUAAGACCCGCAGCGUCGAUAUCCUCGAGAAGCACGAUGCAGCGUGACGGCACGCUUGAGAACAGACGUACGAGGAUCUCCUCAGUCAAAUAUGGGUCAACUAGAGUAAGCACAUAGAUGUCUAAGCCAAAGACCCCGGCAAGCGCUGCAGUGAGACUUGUUUUGCCUGUGCCUGGCGGACCGGAGAAUAGGUAGCCCCGUCUGUAGGGUAUGCCUAGGCAGAAUUAGCACUGAAUGAUUUUCUUUUAAGAAAAGUGAAAACAAAGCAUCCUACCGUGAUUGGCAUAC
Messenger RNA from Verruconis gallopava, 1825 nucleotides. RefSeq lists its product as uncharacterized. The coding region runs from base 73 to 870 and encodes 265 amino acids. The transcript is spliced from 3 exons. Gene Ontology annotation, biological process: regulation of transcription by RNA polymerase II. Lineage: Eukaryota; Fungi; Ascomycota; Dothideomycetes; Venturiales; Sympoventuriaceae. The record is from RefSeq and is a predicted model, not a curated record. Gene Ontology annotation, cellular component: NuA4 histone acetyltransferase complex; nucleus.